AUGGCCUCGGACUCGGAUGCACUCUCUAGAUGGCUGGGGAGGUUACAAAAUCUACCCGUGAUGUCUCUCCCCACAGAUUAUCCGCGAUCGACUGGUGCUAACAAACUCAUUGAAGCCGCUCAUCUCGCAGAUCUUUCAGGACAGACCUCACUCAGUCUUUUAAAGCUUGCACUUCAUGGCGAGAGCAAAGAUAGUGAAGAGGACGAAACCUCUGAAAUUAGACCAUCAGCCUUCCAUCUACUCCUCUCUGCUUUUCUCGUCCUUCUACACAGCUCUCCUUUGAUUCUCCGCCUUUCCGUAGAACCCUCAGAUUCUUUCUGGACCAUCGUGCGCCGUGUCCAGCACGUCGAACGCGAGGCCGAAGCAGAUCUUCUGCCCUACGAGACAAUCGUACGGGCUUUGCAAAAGGACAAAGACGAUUCCGUCGAAGCAUCCCGUCCCCUCUUCCGUGUCCGUUUCUUCGAUGAAACAGAUCAGCCGAGGGAUAACUUUAUCCGAUCUACCAGCUUGACAUCUGAUCUCACCAUCUUCGUCACGCGACCCCCCGCUACGACACGCGCCUCCUUAGCUCCCCACAUUUCCCUUCGAAUCCUUUUCAACUCCUUGUUAUUCACGUCCGCCCGCAUAUCCUUCAUCGUCGAUCAGCUCUCUGUGCUUUUAAGGAAGGUUUCCACUAAUCCAACUGCAGCGGUUGGUUCUGUUCCUCUUUUGACGGCCGCCCAACGUGAAAGUUUGCCCAACCCAACAGCAGAUCUGCAUUGGUGUGACUGGAAGGGGGCCAUCACAGAUGUGUUUUCGCGUAAUGCGCAGAAAUGGCCUGAUAGGCCCUGUAUAAUUCAAAGCGUACCUGCCUCGAUUCCUAGCGAGCCUCAGACGAGGCGGACUUUCACUUACGGCGAGAUCCGAAGAGCCUCCAACAUUCUAGCGCACCAUUUAUUAACAGGCGGUGUGAAGAGGGAAGAAGUUGUCAUGAUUUACGCGCAUCGUAGUGUCGAGCUUGUCGUAGCCGUCAUGGCGGUUCUUAAAAGCGGCGCGACGUUCUCAGUCAUAGAUCCCGCAUAUCCGCCUUCACGGCAGAUAAUAUACCUUCGGGUAGCUCAACCUCGUGGCCUUGUUGUCCUCUCAGGUGCAGGCAAGAUCGCAUCUUCAGUGCGUGAAUUCCUAUCCACGGAACUCAAGAUCCGUGUGGAGGUCCCCGCGCUUGAAUUUUCCCCUACUGGCCAAAUCCUGGGGGGCGCAAACGACGGCAUCGAUGUUUUGCAGUCGCAGAUCCGUCUCGCCGAAACGGAUCCCAACGUGAUCUUAGGACCUGACAGCAUUGGAACGCUUUCCUUCACCAGUGGAAGCACUGGUAUUCCUAAGGGCGUUCGGGGGCGCCAUUACAGUCUCACACAUUUCUUCCCCUGGAUGGGCAAGCGCUUCCUGCUCACCGAAAAUUCGAAGUUCACAAUGCUGAGUGGGAUCGCCCACGAUCCCAUACAGCGUGAUAUUUUCACACCCUUGUUCUUGGGCGCGGAGCUUCAUGUACCCACCGCAGAAGACAUCGGCACGCCCGGCCGUCUCGCAGAAUGGAUGGACGACAGCAAAGUGACGGUCACGCACCUAACCCCAGCAAUGGGUCAGUUGCUCUCCGCACAAGCGACGCGCCAGAUCCCUUCCCUGCUAAACGCGUUCUUCGUUGGCGACGUCUUGACUAAGCGUGACUGCCUCCGCCUACAGGCCCUUGCCACGAAUGUGCAGAUCAUCAACAUGUAUGGCACGACAGAAACACAGCGCGCGGUGUCUUACUUCGCAAUUCCCCCAUUGUCUGUGGACCCGACGUUCCUUGCCACCCAGAAGGACAUUAUGCCUGCUGGAGAGGGCAUGGUCGACGUGCAGCUCCUUGUCGUCAACCGCAGCGACAGAAAUGUCCCUUGCGCAGUCGGAGAGGUAGGAGAGAUUUAUGUGCGGUCUGGAGGUUUGGCAGAGGGAUACCUGGAUACCGAAGCUACCACCGAAAAGUUCGUAAACAAUUGGUUUUCUCCUUCCACCCUGCCCUGGAAGGACACCAUUUUGCAUCCCCCUCAGGGCCUUGCUGGGCCUGAGUCGAGGCAUUGGAAGGGCAUCCGCGACCGGAUGUAUCGUUCAGGCGAUCUCGGUCGGUAUCUCCCCGAUGGGCGUGUUGAAUGCACGGGGCGUGCAGAUGACCAGGUUAAGAUCCGUGGUUUCAGGAUCGAGCUUGGGGAGAUCGAUACGUUGAUGAGCCAGCACCCGCUCGUGCGUGAAAACGUCACGCUCGUGCGAAGGGACAAGGACGAGGAGAAGAUCCUUGUCGGUUACUUCGUGCCGCUGCAGGGCUCGAAGCUGGAUGGGUUCGCCAGCGAGCUCACAGAGGACGACGACCAUGUUGAUAGCAAGAGUCCAAAGUAUAAACGGCUCAUCAAGGAUAUUAGAGAGCAUCUCAAAAAGAAGCUGCCUAGUUACAGUAUACCAUCAUUGUUCGUUCCGCUGCAUCGCAUGCCCCUCAACCCUAACGGUAAAAUAGACAAACCCGCACUUCCCUUCCCCGACACAGCGCACGUGCACGCUGUGCACUCCGAACCCAAAGAAGCCACCAACGGGCGCACAGCGAGCCCCACCGAACAAAGCAUGCGCGCCAUCUGGGCAAACAUCCUCCCGAAUGCGCCCAAACCUAUCCCCCUCGAAGAGAGCUUCUUCGAUGUCGGCGGUCACUCCAUCCUCGCCACGCGUCUCAUCUUUGAGAUCCGCAAAAUCUUUGUCGUCGAGGCUCCGCUGGGCCUUAUCUUCGACCAACCAACUAUCACAGGCCUCGCUGCAGCGGUGGAUGCGCUUCGUAAUCCGGACUUUGGUAUAGCAUACAAGGAUGCUGAGACGCGCCCGGCGACACCUGUAGUCGAUGGUGUCAAGGCCUCUGCGAAAUUAUCCGCUGCUAUUCAGUACGGACAGGACUAUGAGACCCUCGUGCACCGCCUGCGACCCUCGUACUCGCUGAUGUCUGAGGAGUUCAAGUCGGGUGCUGUCACUGUGUUCUUGACAGGUUCUACCGGCUAUCUCGGGGCCUUUGUCCUGCGUGAUCUCCUUCAGCGUCUUGAUAGGGUUCGGAAGGUCAUUUGUAUCGUACGUGCAUCCAGCGUCGAACAAGGAGUCGCGCGCCUUAGAGAAGGGUCCAGUGAUCGUGGCGUUUGGGAUGAGCAAUGGCUCACUUCGGGUAGACUUGAGGUUGUGGUCGGAGACCUUGGCCUUGAUUUAUUCGGCAUGGGUAAUGAGGUCUGGUCACGAGUCGCUGCUGAGGCGGAUGUUGUCUUGCACAACGGUGCCCUGGUACAUUGGGUGUACCCCUACGAGAGGCUUCGUGCACCGAAUGUGAUCGGUACCUUGACUGCCAUCGAGCUCGCCUCCACGAUGAAGCAGAAACUACUUGUUUUCGUUUCAUCGACGUCGGCGAUCGACACUGAGCACUAUGUGCAGCUAUCUGACUCUCGAGGACAGUCACAAAACUCCCAGAGAGGCAUUCCUGAGGACGAUGACCUCGACGGUGCGAAAGUGGGUCUCAAGUCUGGCUACGGUCAGAGCAAAUGGGUUUCCGAGAAGUUGCUCUUUGAAGCUGGAAGGAGGGGUUUGAGGGGCCAUAUCGUGCGGCCCGGCUAUAUUGUCGGCGACUCGCAGACGGCAGUGACAAACACCGACGAUUUUAUUUGGCGCAUGGUCAAGGGGUGCGUUCAGCUCGGGCUUGUGCCAGAUAUCAACAACACUGUAAACAUGGUGCCUGUGGAUCAUGUUGCCCGCUGCACUGCACUUGCUGCCGUGGAGCCCCUGCCAAAUGCUGCGCAAAGCGUGCUGCACAUCACUGCCAAGCCCCCUCCGACAUUCAACAAUAUCCUGUCGUCGCUUGCCGAGUACGGGUUCCCUACACAGCAAUGCGAGUAUCUCAUAUGGCGCCGCAAGCUGGAACAACAUGUCAUGGAGGUCCAGGACAACGCCCUUUUCCCCCUCCUUCAUUUCGUCCUUGAUGACCUACCGACGAGUACAAAAGCCCCCGAGCUUGACGCCACCAACACUAUGGCCCUGCUGCGUUCCCAAGGGCAACAAUGCACAUUCACCGUUUCGGACCAGCUAAUGGGAAAGUACCUUGCGUGGCUAGUUGGAGCGGGUUUCUUGCCAGCGCCUACUUCGUCAGCGCCCAACAAACCAUUGCCCCAGUUGGCUGAUGGUGCCGUCAUCAAAGCUGCAGGUCGGAGUGGUACUUGA
Suillus paluster is the source of this 4248-nucleotide messenger RNA. RefSeq lists its product as uncharacterized. Bases 1 to 4248 code for a protein of 1415 amino acids. The transcript has 7 exons. NCBI's taxonomy places the organism in Eukaryota, Fungi, Basidiomycota, Agaricomycetes, Boletales, Suillaceae. The record is from RefSeq and is a predicted model, not a curated record. Gene Ontology annotation, biological process: L-lysine biosynthetic process. Gene Ontology annotation, molecular function: L-aminoadipate-semialdehyde dehydrogenase [NAD(P)+] activity; phosphopantetheine binding.